Lates calcarifer (barramundi perch) is the source of this 2141-nucleotide messenger RNA. Its product is annotated as hyaluronan-binding protein 2. The record is from RefSeq and is a predicted model, not a curated record. Gene Ontology annotation, biological process: proteolysis. NCBI's taxonomy places the organism in Eukaryota, Metazoa, Chordata, Actinopteri, Centropomidae. Gene Ontology annotation, molecular function: serine-type endopeptidase activity; calcium ion binding. The coding region runs from base 104 to 2041 and encodes 645 amino acids. The transcript has 13 exons.
AAAGGUUAGUGUACUUACACAAAUGUUUAGAAAAGUGUGAGUGAUCUGUCAGACAGCGCACUCUCAUUUUACUCUCCUGGAGGUCCUCUCAUCUGCUGCCAUCAUGAACCUAAAGCUCCUCUUCUUUUGCCUCUUCUUAGCGGUGCUGCUCGUACCUGCUGAACUGAAGCAUAAAAAGGAUGACAAACAUGAUCAGCAUCAUUAUCGUGGGCAUGGUGAUCAUGGGCACCGUGAUCAUGGGCACCGUGGUCAUGGGCACCGUGGUCAUGGGCAUGGGCAUGGUAAAGGUGAGAAAAAGGGAGGAAGAUUUAAGGACAUAGUUGAAGACGAUUUCUUUAAGGUUAUAGAGGGAACUGUUGGUGAUGAUGAUGAUGACGAUGACCAGGGUAAUUCAGACUGGCUUCUUGAGCUUCAAAACCCAGCAGGCCGGUGCAACCCAAACCCUUGCUUAAACAACGGAGUGUGUGAGGAGAAAGGCAAGAAUAAUUUCAAAUGUGACUGUCCCAGGCCGUUCAAAGGAAGGAAAUGCGAGAAAGGUCCAAAAGUGUGUUGGAAAGGUAGAUGUGGGCGUGGUGAAUGUGUGCGGAUUCCGAAUCCCCCGUUUUAUGAGUGCAAAUGCAAGGCGCCUUUCCAGCCUCCAGACUGCAGACAUUAUGAAGUGUGUGAGCCUAAUCCAUGUAGGAAUGGUGGACAAUGCAUCAAGGAUGGUAAAGACUUUGACUGCCAGUGCCCUCCUGGGUACAGAGGACGUUUCUGCCAUGUUGGCCCAGAUGACUGCUUUGUGGAUGAUGGAGAGUCAUAUCGCGGCAAUGUGAGUGAGACAGAUGACGGUGACGAAUGCCUCUACUGGAACUCACACUUCCUCUUGGAGAAUGGAGCUGAUCCCUUCAGUUCCUUUGCGGACAAAGAUGGACUUGGUCCUCACAACUUCUGCAGAAACCCAGAUGGAGAUUCGAUGCCCUGGUGCUUCUUCAGAAGAGGCCGCAGGCUGCUGUGGGACUACUGUGAUGUGACAAAGUGUCCUGUGCCGACCGGUGUGGUGCCAACUGAAGUUAUCCCCACAGUCCCCCAUUCCACCUCUGCAGAGCCACAACCUACAAAACCUGAACCUACAGCAGACCCCAAACCGACAACCACCAAAAUGCCAACAACUACCACAACUCCAGUGACUGAAAAGCCCAGCCAGGCCCCAGAACCGUCUGCUGCACCCACCGAUGGUUCUAUCCACCCCACUGCCACUGUUCCACCACAACAGUUUGCCACCUGUGGGAAGCCUCAGCCAAAAAGGCCCAUUAUCCGAAUUUUUGGAGGUCUGAAAGUCGCUCCUGGAGCCAUACCCUGGCAAGUGUCUGUGCAAGUGAGACCAGAGAACACCAGCCAGCCAUUCAGCCACAUCUGUGGAGGAGUUCUUAUUGCUAGCUGCUGGGUACUGACAGCUGGACACUGCAUUGAACAAAGAAAGGACAUGCAGGUGGUUAUGGGAGGUCUGUCACUGGAUAUGCCCGAACACACAGAGCAAACCUUAAGGGUUGAGCAAGCCAUUUUACAUGAGAACUACAAGGAGACUCCUGCAUCUGUAUUCAAUGACAUAGCCCUGCUGAGGCUGAGUGGUACUAAUGGAGUUUGUGCCAUUGAGAGCCAGUUUGUGAAGGCAGCCUGUCUGCCUGAUGGCCAACUGCCUGAUGGGAUGGAGUGUACCAUUUCUGGAUGGGGUAUCACUGAGGAUUCUCAGCAUGGUUCCAACCAUCUGCUGAAGGCCAAUGUACUGCUGAUCAGCCAGGAGAAAUGCACUGAACCUGGUGUUUAUGGAAAAAACCUGGAUCAUACCAUGUUCUGUGCUGGCCACCUGCAGGGAGGGGUGGAUUCCUGCCAGGGUGACUCCGGAGGACCACUGACUUGUAAGCAGAAUGAUACCAGCGUUGUUUAUGGUCUGGUGAGUUGGGGAGACCAAUGUGGGAGGAAGAACAAGCCUGGGGUCUACACUCGGGUUUCUCAGUUUGUGAACUGGAUCAAAGCAAAGACUCAAGCAACAUUUCCAUAAGCUACAUGCUUGCAACAAACAAAGUGUCAUAUUUCAUUAUGUGAUGCAAUGUUCUUUUGAAGAGUGACAAAAUAAACUAAAAGAGAGAUGCAGAAAAGGA